Molecule: messenger RNA, 801 nt
Organism: Aspergillus melleus
Lineage: Eukaryota; Fungi; Ascomycota; Eurotiomycetes; Eurotiales; Aspergillaceae
Exons: 1
Coding region: 1-801 (266 amino acids)
Source: RefSeq, a predicted model, not a curated record
AUGCCUUCCAUGCCCUCUCUGCCGCCGCAAUUCGUCACGGCCGACCAGCUGCGACAGAUUUUGAAUGCCAAUUCCGCAUAUCCAGAUGACGAUCUUGUUCGCGAAUUCGGUGACAGUAUUGAGUCGCAACGCAGGAAGUGUAUCCCAUGGGUGAUGGCAAAUGAGCUUUUCCAGGCUUGGUUACGACAGGCUCAGUCCCAAGUUCUGGUUAUCAAUAGCAUGACUGAUGACAUUCAAGAGAACGAAGCAAUAACGCCUUUGAGCUGCGUAUGUGUGCUUCUCGGGCGUACCCUGCGUCGGCUGCCCUCCUGUGCUGCCCUGACAUUCUAUUGCGGCCUGCAUGCGUCUCCUGGAGAUAAUCUGGAAGGUGGUAAUGGCAUCAUGAGAAGCUUGGUAUACCAAGUUCUACAACAAUAUGGAGACUCCCUCAACUUGUCCUUUCUCAACUUCCAAAUACUUCAGCAGAUCCAGGGCCGAGACUUGGCCACAUUAUGCAUAUGUUUUCAACGCCUACUGGAGAGCGUUGGAACCGGCGUGGUAGUGUGUCUGAUUGACGAGACAUCGUGGUAUGAGACAGACAGUCGAUCCGCGGAAAUGGAGUUUGUGAUGAGGUUUCUUAACAAUUUGGUUGCUGAUGUGCAAGCAUCUGGCGGGGGUUUUGUCUUCAAGGUUCUCGUGACAGCCAGCACCGUCAGUCAGUAUUCUCGGAUAUGGUUUCCUGGUGCAUGGACUAUUCUGGUGGAAGACGAUCUCGUAACAGAUGGGCAGGACUCUGAUGAGAUGCAAUUUCUGAUGGCAUAA